AUGCCUUUCAUCGAUUUUAAAUGUAUUGAUGUACAAUCGUUAGACGAAUCGUCGACAAUAACUGCCGAGGAAAUACAACAAGAUAAAGCAGUUAGGCAAAGCAACUUUAUGCGAGCACUAGAAAUGGCUAAUACUAUCAUAGACCACAAUCCUGAAGUAUUAGUAUUUUAUUGGUAUAUGUGGACUUGUCGAGAUCGCACAUAUUCAAACUCACUUCCACCGGAACAAAUAACACGUCGCACGGUCAAACGGAUGCCAGUUCCAACAGAAGAAGAACAAUUAUGUAUGAAGCAACAUACAAAACUCUUUACAGCUGUUCUCCGGAGUGAUCGAAUCAACUAUGCUGGUCAAGUUUUAUAUGCAAAUACAAAAGCACUAAUACAAUUACAGAUUGAAUUUUCUAAUCAUAUUUUCAUAAUUGAUGAUGAUAAUUCAAGACUUUUGUUUAUUAUGAAUUCAAAUAUUGUACAACCAAUUGUAUCUACAAAUUUAUUCAAGGUCAAUCACUCAUCAUUAUGGUCAUCACCAUCAACAAUGUCAUCUCAAUGUGUUAAUCCUCCUCAUGUCGUAAAUGGUCAAGCCCCACUCAUUCGUUUUCAAAUUUUGAAUGCAGCACAGUCUUCCUCAUUUGGUACAAAAGCUGCACGUAUUAUUAUGACUUCACCAAACUCUACGUCAAAUACACAUAUACAAUCGAGCCUUGAUCAUUCCAGACUUGCAACGUUAAAAGUUGACGUGCCGAAGCAAAUAUCGCCAUCACGUAUCGAUAUACCGAUUUUGAAGGCAAAUAAUGUGAAAACAUUAGACGAUUUAGAUAUUUCUCCACAUUUCAUUAAACCUAUUUCACAAUCAACACCUUCAUCAUCCGAAAAAAGAAAAACUAAACAAAUUGAAGAACCAGCCUCAAAAACAGCGAAACGUUGCAAGAACUGGAGCGAGGAAGAAACCAACACAUUCAUUUCAGUCUGGAGUGAUUAUUAUUCGAAAUUAACCACCGGCGGAGCAAGAAACGCACCAAUUUACAACACAAUUGCGAAACAACUAAACGAAAUGUUACCAAGUCGUACGCUUACAGGCCAUGAGGUGAAAGCAAAAAUUGGAAAUCUCGUCGGAGAAUACAGACGAAAGAAGAAAGAAAUGGGGAAAACCGGUGCCAGUCCACCAUCUUGGCCAUUUUACAAUUCAAUCGAUAAAUUAAUAGGAGAGAGACCGUAUAACGACGACAGCCUCUUAUCUGAUUCAAUGAUAAUGCAAGAAGAAGAAGGGCAGUUAUUCAGCAUGGCAAAUGGUGGUGCAGAUACUUGUAUAUCAACUCAAUAUGGUGCUGAAUCAAAAGAAUUAAUUGAUUUGGAGAACAUCGAAGAUUCAUCUAUUGUUGAUCAAGAAUGUGAUGAAAAGAAACGAAGCUCUUUAGGACCUGACUGCGUUUUGAAAAGCAAUCCGGUGGUAAAAAAUGGUGAGAAAAAGAAUUUAAACCGAAAGAAGAAAGCAUCAGAGCUUAAAUUUGAUAUGAUUCAAGAUUUACUGAAAAAAAUUGAACAAGUUAAUGACAUUGCGUCAGAAUCGGAGAAGAAGGUGGUGGAGCUGCUCGAAAAGCAAACAGCAUUACAACAUGAAAGUAUGAAGAAUGAACGAGAGUUCUUAGAAGUUUUCAAACAUAUGGUGAACAACAUGAAUACAAGAUCAUAA
This is a messenger RNA of Rotaria socialis, 1689 nucleotides long. The record is from the annotation of a GenBank genome assembly. Lineage: Eukaryota; Metazoa; Rotifera; Eurotatoria; Philodinida; Philodinidae.